Messenger RNA from Phacochoerus africanus (Common warthog), 637 nucleotides. It is a transcript of the gene TMEM217B, whose product is annotated as transmembrane protein 217B. The transcript has a single exon. Bases 40 to 594 code for a protein of 184 amino acids. The record is from RefSeq and is a predicted model, not a curated record. Lineage: Eukaryota; Metazoa; Chordata; Mammalia; Artiodactyla; Suidae.
UGUCCCCUGCAGCAGAUACUCUGGCAAAACACCUACAAAAUGAAUGACAAAAAGUUCUCCUUCAUGCUGGGCGUCUUCUCCCUCCUCAACACCAUCCAGUUCCUCAUCUUUGAAGUGAAUGAGGUUAGAUCCAUUGGCUACGAGGACCACUUUAGCAUCUACAAGGUGACAAACCUUAAGCUGGUCUCUUGGGUCAUGACCUACGAGAGUAGCAUCAACAUCUGCCUAUCAACCAUCACCAUCGUGCUCAGCUCCGUGCUCCUUGGCUGCAUCCACGUCAACAACUACCUGGGGCUGCUGUGCUACGCCGUGUGGAUCAUCACCUAUGAGCUCCUCAGCUUCACCGUGGUCCUGCUCACCUACGGGGCCAUCAAAGAGCAGUUCAAGGAGCUGGGUUACCUGCACUUGGUCUUCCAAAUCUCCCGGAUGCUCCUGCACUUUUGCUGCCUGCCCUUCCUCACCAAGCACAUGUACACCCUUUACAAGAACCCCAGGAUGCUAAGCAAGUUAGGCCAUCGCAGACACUCCUCUGUCAGUACCGUUACCUCCUGGCCCCCUGUCAGGCUGGGAAACUUGUACCACAAGUUAAACUGAACCAUGCCAGGAAGAAGGCAGAAAGAGGCCCAGUGCUCCCCAA